Anneissia japonica is the source of this 2790-nucleotide messenger RNA. Its product is annotated as probable ATP-dependent RNA helicase DDX47. The transcript is spliced from 12 exons. Lineage: Eukaryota; Metazoa; Echinodermata; Crinoidea; Comatulida; Comatulidae. The coding region runs from base 57 to 1397 and encodes 446 amino acids. The record is from RefSeq and is a predicted model, not a curated record. Gene Ontology annotation, molecular function: RNA helicase activity; nucleic acid binding; ATP binding.
GCGACCUUCAUGAUUACACAUUUUUUGAGCACAAUUUACCCAUCAAAUUAUCAACAAUGGCGACGACUGCGAGCACAAGCGACACACAUGUGGAGGAUAUUGUCGAUGAAACAUCGAAAGAUGAUGCUAUAACAUUUGAUUCUUUGGGCCUUGUUGAUGUGCUGUGUGAAGCCUGUGCUGAACUUAAAUGGAAAUCUCCAACUAAAAUCCAGCGAGAAGCAAUACCUGUGGCUUUACAGGGAAAGGAUGUGAUCGGCUUAGCAGAGACCGGGUCUGGCAAAACAGCUGCAUUUGCCCUUCCAAUACUUCAAGCUCUAUUGGAAACGCCACAGCGGUUAUUUGCUCUGGUGUUGACACCAACAAGAGAGCUAGCCUUCCAGAUUUCUGAGCAGUUUGAAGCACUGGGAAGCAGUAUUGGGGUCACCUGUGCUGUUGUGAUUGGUGGAAUUGAUAUGAUGACACAAGCUUUACAAUUGGCCAAGAAACCGCAUAUUAUCAUAGCUACCCCAGGUCGACUAGUAGACCAUUUGGAAAACACAAAGGGAUUCAACUUGAGAGCAUUGAAAUAUCUGGUAAUGGAUGAAGCUGACCGUAUUUUGAAUAUGGACUUUGAAGAAGAGUUGAACAAAAUCCUCAAAGUCAUCCCAAAACAAAGGAAUACAUACCUCUUCUCAGCCACCAUGACCAAGAAGGUUGCCAAGUUACAGCGUGCAUCACUACGGGAACCAGUAAAAGUUGAAGUUUCCACAAAAUACCAGACAGUGGAAAAGCUCCAGCAGAGCUAUUUAUUUAUACCAGCUAAGUACAAAGACUGCUACUUGGUGUACAUUCUGAAUGAGCUUGCCGGUAACUCAACUCUGAUUUUCUGCAGUACAUGUAACAACACACAGCGAGUAGCUCUCAUGCUUAGAAACCUUGGUCUAAUGGCUAUACCACUGCAUGGACAAAUGAGUCAGUCCAAGCGUCUAGGCAUGCUCAACAAAUUCAAAGGCAAACUUCGAACGAUACUAAUAGCAACUGACGUUGCCAGUAGAGGGCUUGACAUCCCACAUGUAGAUGUGGUCAUCAACUUUGACAUACCAACACACUCUAAGGAUUAUAUUCAUAGAGUUGGACGAACAGCAAGAGCAGGGAGAUCCGGGAAAGCAAUCACGUUUGUUACGCAAUACGAUGUUGAGUUGUAUCAGCGAAUUGAGCAGCUGAUAGGCAAGCAAUUACCACUGUUCAAGACAGAGGAGGAAGAAGUAAUGAUGCUGAUGGAACGUGUCAAUGAAGCCCAGAGAUAUGCCAAGAUUGAAAUGAAAGAAAAAGAAGAUAAGAAAGGAAAAAGGAAAAACCUGGAUGACAGCGAGGAGACAAUAGGCGUUAAGAAGAGAAUGAAAGGGAGAAAGAAAUGAAAAUGACUUUUGUAUAGAAAUAUAUAACCAGCUUUUAUAUAGCCCUUCAUGCCAUAAAUGGGGCUAUACACUUCACGUUAUUAGUAUUAUCCCCUGUCAUUCAAGCACCUAUGAAUACAUACACAUUUUCCUUGGGGAAGAAAUCCACAGUACUUUUAGCUCGUAAUCGGUGCAUUGACGCUUUAUCCUACCAGGUGCUCACUUUUUAUGAUCCCAAGUCGUAUCAACUGCACCAACCAUUCCCACAAAUAUAUUCUAUGAAGCUGCACAAGGAAUACUCGGAUGAUGCCUGGGAAAAAACACUCAGGCGCCACAUAACAAGGAUCACUCCUCAGGAAGUAGAGUACUGUACCUAAUUGCGUAUAAUGCUGGUGCCUGUUUUUACACGUCAACAUGGAUUGCAGAGACAAGAGUGUACCCAUCUGCAGUUUGUUUUAUCGUGUGAUAAUAUGCAAUUAUUAUAUUGUAGUUUUGCAUCAUAAACUGGAGGAAAUUAUAUGCAUGAAAAAAAAUUCCUGAGGUCCAGCAAAGCCUGAAUGCAUUUUUUUUGCAUGCAUUAAUCUAAUUUAAGUACAGUAUAUUAAUUUUCCUAUGUGUAUAGAUAAGCAACAAUACUAAUUGCUUUGUUAGUCAGUUGUCUUCUUUUAGCAUUAGUUUUCUAAAUAUAUUGAAUAAAACUGUUGUAGCAGUCAUUGGUGGGGGUGGAUCUGGGUUGACAUUUAGGGGAGGGGGUGACAUAUUUUCAUAAAAGCCCCAAAAAGAAAUGUGGUUCGGUGCCCGGGUCCUCCGGGAAAAAUUUGGAUUGUUUUUCCCCCCCCCUCUUGAAAACGCUCAGGUAAACUUCCUCAUUCUUUAAUUUGAGAGAUACCUAUUAUUUCUUGAAAACGGCCUUUUGAAACAUCAAGCAACAUUUUCUUUCUUUUUUUUUUUUUGCCUUAAUAAUAUAUCGGGUUAUUAAUUUUAAACAAUAAUAUUUUUAAAAUGCUAUUUUCUUUAUUUUGAAAUGGGAAAUAAACCCCUUUGUUAUAUAAUGAGCAUCCUGAAGCAUAUAUGAUAUAGGCUACAGCAUAAUGAAAGGUACAGCAACUUACGUUUCCGCCCAAUUUGAUACACAGGCAAAGUAGUUAUAAAAUUAAAUCUUGGACCUAUAAAUCACCAAUGUUUAGCUAUUACUGUUAGCAAUUUACAGAUAACAGAUAAAGCUAAGCAGAUGUUUCUUUUAAAUUUUAAAAAUAUAAAUCAAAAUCAAAGCAACACAUGUGAUAGGCCUAUUUUGCUUCUGAUAUCAGUAGGCCAAAGUGUUCUUAAUUCAUUAGAAAGAGCAAACAAUCUACCAUAUGUAUUAUAUUUUAUUUAUUCAUAGUGUUCACUUAACAUAAAUAUAUGAAAUUAA